CGCCCUCUGAAGUUGGCGCUGCAUGUGUGGCUGUGAGGAGCCCCGCUGGGGUUGGGGGCAUUGUGCCCCCAGCCCCAUGCUCCUCCUGAGUGUACUUCUAUCUGCAGCCCCGUUCGGCCUGCUGGGGGAAGAGACCCGCCAGGUAUCUCUGGAGGUCAUCCCUGACUGGCUGGACCCCCCCCAAAACCUGCUUCAUGUUCGGGCAGUGGGUACCAACUCCACGCUGCACUAUGUAUGGAGCAGCCUGGGGCCUCCAGCAGUGCUGCUGGUGGCCACCAACACCCCCUACAGCACCCUGAGUGUCAACUGGAGCCGCCUGCUCUCCCCUAAGCCUGAUGGAGGCCUGAUGGUGCUCCCAAAGGACAGCAUCCAGUUUUCUUCUGCCCUUGUCUUUACCAGGCUGUUUGAGUUUGACAGCACCAACACAUCCGAUGGAGCAGCAAAGCCUCCAGGAAAACCAUAUCCCCCAUAUUCCUUGGCCAAGUUCUCCUGGAACAACAUCAGUGACUCACUGGAUCCUGCCACCAUGAGUGCUACAUUUCAAGGUCGCCCGAUUCAUGACCCCACCAAGGCUUUUGCCAAUGGCAGCUUGUCCUUCAGGGUGCAGGCCUUCUCCAGAUCCGGCCGGCCAGCCCAACCCCCUCGCCUUCUGCACACAGCGGACACCUGCCAGCUAGAGGUGGCCCUGGUUGGGGCCUCUCCUCAGGGAAACCGCUCCCUAUUUGGGCUGGAGGUAGCCACCCUGGGCCAGGGCCCUGACUGCCCCUCAGUGCAGGAGCAGCACUCCAUUGAUGAUGAAUACACACCUGCUGUCUUCCAGUUGCACCAGCUGUUAUGGGGCUCCGUCCCAACAGGCUUCGUGCAGUGGCGACCAGUGGCUUUCUCCCAGAAGCAGGGGAGCCGGGAAUCAGCCCUGCCCUGCCAAGCUUCCCCUCUUUACCCCUCCUUGGCAUACCUUCUCCCCCAGUCACCCAUUGUCCGAGCCUUCUUUGGGUCCCAGAACAACUUCUGUGCCUUCAAUCUGACAUUUGGGGCUUCCACAGGCCCUGGCUACUGGGACCAACACUACCUCAGCUGGUCAAUGCUCCUGGGUGUGGGCACCCCUCCAGUAGAUGCCUUGUCCCCACUAGUCCUAGGCAUCAUGGCGGUGGCCCUGGGUGCUCCAGGGCUCAUGCUGCUGGCAGGAGGCCUGUUUCUGCUGCUGGGCCACAAGCGGUACUCAGAAUACCAGCCCAUAAAUUGAGACCCACUCUCUAGAGGGAAGGACAUUACUGGACCUGCCUUGCUGGCCUGAAGGUUUGAGGGUCAAUGUUCCCGGCCCGCUGCUCCCUUCUUGCUUUUCUGCAGAACCUCAGAGACCAGCCUCAACUUCCUGGGGACCCCCAGGUGGAGCUUCCUUCACACUCUGGGGAGGGAUGAGGGACAGGGUGAGUGCUGGAGGAAGGGUCCUCCUGGGAUUGCCCCCCUACCCCUCCUUUCCCCAUUUGCCUCGAAUGGGACUCAGAGGCCUAAAUAAGAGGCCUUCUGACUGGUUGGCUGCCCUGGAGAGCAUGAAAUAGAUUUAUUUUUUCCACA
This is a messenger RNA of Equus quagga, 1575 nucleotides long. It is a transcript of the gene GLMP, whose product is annotated as glycosylated lysosomal membrane protein. The record is from RefSeq and is a predicted model, not a curated record. Gene Ontology annotation, cellular component: lysosome. The transcript has 6 exons. The coding region runs from base 23 to 1243 and encodes 406 amino acids. NCBI's taxonomy places the organism in Eukaryota, Metazoa, Chordata, Mammalia, Perissodactyla, Equidae.